AAAAAUAUCAGAUGCUGCACUGGGAACUUAGUUGAAAGCUACUCCUGAAGCAGGACAGUGGACUGGGAGUAACUGGGAAGCACUGACUGGACGGAAAAUGGAGAGCAAUGAAGGAGUGGUUUUCUCUGAAUGCUGGAACCAUUUUUUCAUUGGAGACAGGCCACAGGAAUUCAAGUUUUGGCCAAUUCCCCACUUUCUGCUAGACUUUGCACUGGUGUGAAGUGUGUUUCCUCUGUGUUGAACAUGGCCCCGACGUGCCUGCAGCCCCUGCUGAGGUACCGCUCCUUCGCCAUCCUCUUCCUCACGCCGCUGCUGCUGCUGCCGCUGCCGCUCACUGUGCCCACGCGGGAGGCCAGAUGUGCAUAUGUCAUCAUCAUCAUGGCUGUGUACUGGUGCACUGAAGUGAUGCCCCUGGCUGUCACCUCCCUCAUGCCAGUGGUAUUUUUCCCUCUGCUUGGAGUUCAAACCUCUAAAAAAGUGUGCUUGCAGUACCUAAAUAACACAAACAUGCUCUUCUUUGGAGGGCUGAUUGUUGCAAUUUCUGUUGAGCAGUGGAAUCUUCACAAAAGGAUUGCACUGAGGGUCCUUCUGAUUCUUGGGGUGAAACCUGCACUCCUGAUGCUGGGAUUUAUGGCAGUCACUGCCUUCCUGUCAAUGUGGAUAAGCAACACAGCCACCACUGCCAUGAUGGUUCCCAUUGUCCAGGCUGUCCUGGAUCAAUUGGACAGCACAGAGAAUGAUGUGACCCUGGUGGAGCAAGCAUCUGGACAAACAAAUACAGUGAUUGAAUUGGAGGAAAAGAUCACAUCAGAGUCCACUGCAGUGCAUGUUGUAAGCAAUGAACAAGUCACUGAUGACCCCAAAUCUUCUGAGGAAAAGAAAAUGAGGAAGCGUAUAUGCAAGGGAAUGACACUUUGUGUAUGCUAUGCUGCCAGCAUUGGAGGAACUGCAACACUUACCGGAACAGGACCAAAUGUGGUACUGAAAGGCCAGAUGAAUCAGUUAUACCCCAACAAUAAUGAUGUUGUGAACUUUGCUUCCUGGUUUGGAUUUGCAUUCCCAAACAUGGUCCUGAUGUUGGUGCUAGCUUGGCUUUGGUUACAGUGCUCCUUCAUGGGACUCAACUUUAAAAAAAGCUGGGGCUUUGGGACAGAGAAAACUGCCAAAGAAAAAGCUGCAUACAGUGUGCUGAAGGCAGAAAUGAAGAAGUUAGGCCCUAUGUCUUAUGCUGAAUUUAAUAUCCUCCUCUUGUUUGUAUUGCUGGUGCUCUUGUGGUUUUCCAGAAACCCAGGCUUUGUAAAAGGCUGGGCUGCCAGGCUCUUCCCAGGAGGAGAAAAGUAUAUCACUGAUUCUGUUCCUGCUGUGUUUAUUGCCCUGUUACUGUUUAUCCUUCCUGCUCAUAAGCCCAAAUGUAAAGCCUGGAAUCCAAGCAUGUCUGACCCUGAACAGACUGAAGAAGAUAAAAAAAAGCCAUUUUUAUCAGCCCCGCUGCUAGACUGGAAUGUGGUUCAAAGGAAGAUGCCCUGGAGCAUUGUGCUGCUGCUGGGAGGAGGUUUUGCUUUGGCAGAUGCAAGCGCAAACUCUGGGCUCUCAGCUUGGAUGGGUCAUCAGAUGACUCCACUGGGAUCUAUCCCACCAUGGUCCAUUGCAACAGUGAUCGCCCUUAUUACAGCUGUCAUCACUGAAUGCACCAGUAACGUGGCCACAGCUACCCUCUUCCUGCCUAUCUUUUCAUCCUUGGCUGAAUCUAUUAAGAUCCACCCUUUGUAUAUUAUGCUGCCUGCUACUCUCAGUGCUUCAUUUGCCUUCAUGCUACCUGUUGCAACACCACCAAAUGCAAUAGUGUUUUCUUACGGCCACAUCCAUGUUUUGGAUAUGGUUAAAGCUGGAAUAGUGAUGAACAUGAUUGCAGUCUGCUGUGUCACACUGGCCAUCAACACAUGGGGAAGACCUAUGUUUGAGCUGGACACAUUCCCAGCUUGGGCAAACAGCACAAGAAACCAGUGACCUGUGAAGAAUUUGUGUGUUGAACAAGUGUUUGGCUGAAGCUGGAGGAGUACCACAGUCACAGAAGUCUGUGUGCCAGUGCCUUCAAUACACCAACGUUUUUACACUAUUUCACCCAGUUUGCAGCUUGCUUGAACCGUAUUUGGCAUCUGCGGAUGAAGUGGUUGCACACGACUGUUAUCGGCUGCCUUCUGAAAUGCACAUUACCUGCCAGUUUCUUGACCUCAAAAAAGUGAACUUAGUGAAGAGUUAAGCCUUUAAUUAAAUAUGUUCUGACAAUUGUUUUAGUCACUGAAAACUAUGAUUUUGUUUCUAUUGAAUUACAAUUAUAGCAUUGGAGUAAAAAAAUUGCAGACUUUGUGCUGGCUUGUUAUAUAUAUAACAUAAUGCAUACUCUGCUCUCUGUUAUUUAACCAUAUUUGAAGCAGGAUGCUCUCCAUCUACAGGAGCUGUCUUGCAUUCUGUGGGUAAAAUCCUGUCAGAUGUCCAUGUUAGUAUCAGUUUGCAUUCUAUUCCAAAGCAAUGGGUAAAUGGGAGUGAACAAGAGGGGAUGUCUUAGGUUUCAUGCACUGGUGAAGCAGUGCAUGAAACAUUUCCCUAUUUCAUCUCACUUGAUCAGUUCUGUGAUGAAAUUGCUGGACCUUUUUUCUCUCUGGUGCAAAUGCACUGCACUAUGGUGUCACAGAGGAAUCUUUUGCAGCAUUUCUCUUCCUCAGCGUUUACCUUCAAGAUUCAACAGCAUGCCAGAUGAGACUUUAUUUUCUCUUGUGUCUCAUAAAACCGUGGUGGCUUCAGGUCCCAGAAGUGGCUCAAUUUACGAGCUGUGUCUCUAUGCUAGCUCUAAUGAGUUAAGAUAAACUUACUGUCCUAAACCAUCACAUUUCCAGGCAGGCAACAGCAAUGACAGCAGUCUAGUCUCUAUGAAAGGAGAAACUGAGGCAGCAAUGUCAUCCUUGUUCUAUGACAAUAAGACAAAUUUCUGGCUCACAGUUAUAUUAACACAUGUCCUGCAAGUUUGGCUCACCUGACAUUUAAAAACAAAACAAAAUGAAACAAACAAACAAAAAAAAUUCAAACUUUUCUUCAAUAAUGUUCUUAUAUAUAAAAAUAUUUAAACUAUAAAAUCUCAUAUACUAAAAUCCUGAUUUUCAAUUUUAUUCCUAAUUUUGAUGGACAAGAAUUGAGAUGUUUGACUUAACUUGGGCAAACCUACAUUGUAAUUUAUUUUUGUGACCAAUCCUUUUUUAGGAUUCUCUCCUCUGAAGUCACUCUUGGGAAAGAAAUCCUGUUCUAGAAUAGCAAUGCAGACACGUGGGAUCUAUUUGAUCUCUUCUUUUAGAUCAGAGUCUGUGUUUACUGGGGAGUGACUUGUUAUGUUUUAAUAUAGUAAUAGUAGUACUCCACAACCACUAAAAUGUUGCCUAAGAAAGCAACUUUUUUUUAUUAAGAAAAAAAUAUGCAUGAAUCCUUUUUAUAUGGUUUUUGUAACGAAAUUCACAGGGGAAAAUUCAUACUGCAUAGGAAAAUAUAGUAUUAUAGAAAAUUGCUAUGUUGGACGCCAAAAAUACUUCAACAAAUGAAAAUUGAAAAUAAUUAAAACAACAAAAAAAGGAAAAAUUAGAAGGAUUUCAGGUAAGCCUGUAGAGAUUGCUUCCACUGCUACUGCUCACUAAAGGAGCAUUUGCUUGUUAAUGGUUUUAUUCUGAGACAACUGUGUUUUAAUUAAUAAAGAAUUAAGUGUAGAGGUUGACAGAAA
This is a messenger RNA of Taeniopygia guttata (zebra finch), 3763 nucleotides long. The record is from RefSeq and is a predicted model, not a curated record. NCBI's taxonomy places the organism in Eukaryota, Metazoa, Chordata, Aves, Passeriformes, Estrildidae.